This is a messenger RNA of Exaiptasia diaphana, 4462 nucleotides long. Its product is annotated as D(4) dopamine receptor-like. Gene Ontology annotation, cellular component: membrane. Lineage: Eukaryota; Metazoa; Cnidaria; Anthozoa; Actiniaria; Aiptasiidae. The record is from RefSeq and is a predicted model, not a curated record. Gene Ontology annotation, molecular function: G protein-coupled receptor activity. The transcript is spliced from 3 exons. Bases 2872 to 3777 code for a protein of 301 amino acids. Gene Ontology annotation, biological process: G protein-coupled receptor signaling pathway.
GGUGACAAAGACGGCGAUGGURAAACAGUUGCCCAUCACGAUUGCAAAUGACGUCAUYCCAAAAGCAAAACUCCACAGAACAAUGGAAACCAUGGUAGCCUGUUGACGUAGAUAUGAUGUCAUACUUUAGUACCUGUGGCGGUAUCAUUUUGUCGAAACAGAAAAACAUCUUGAUCUACACGACUGAAUCAUCUUGAAAUCAGUUCAAUUCCACCUUACAAUCCUGAAAUAGUUUUCGAUCUGCCGUAUGUUUUUAAAUAAAAUACAACCGUACAAAUGCUUCCUGAUAUGAAUUAGUGCUAACAGGUUCCGUUUAUCUUUUGCUGACAUAAGUGUACAUAAUGUGAAAUCAUUUUUACGGCUUCGUAUACUUCAUGAUAUACUAAAACAUGUCAGUAUUUUUCGAUAUAUUCUAUUCGAUUUUCUCAGUGUUUUUCUUGAAUUCUCAUGUUGAUUUUGCAGUUCCAUUUUGGGUCAUUUCGUUAAUUUUAAUCAAAUGUGAAAAAGGAAUAAGCGUUAAGUUCAAGACGUUUUCUUCARUUUGAAAUGUAAAUUUUCACCUUGCAAUUAAUUUGCAGCUGUGCGCAGCUAUCGACAAUAUCAUUGCUAACAGAGGUCGGCAUUAUUUCAUUCCAUGCUUGUAAUUUAGAAAGAUAAAAAAUUAUAGCUCUAGUUAUUCCGCUGGCUUUACAUUCAAGAUAUGCGAGUUGCAGUUGACUUGACUGAAUGUUGUGCGUAAAAGAUGAAUCAACGAUAAAUGAUUGUCACCAUUCAAAUGUUAUCAGCRCCGAUGACUUAAUUUAAUUUAGGAACAAGCGCUUUAUAGCGAAAGAGACAGUAAUCCUGCAUAGCACUAAACGGCUUACCCGGUCUGUAGUUCCCGUGCAAUUAACGCUGUUGAUCAAACCAAAUCCCUCUCGGAUAAUAAGUGAUUUUAUUCUGUACUCACCUAUUAUGUGAAUGUAGUUAAGAUCAGCGGGACCCCUGUGUUUGUCAUACAAUUGAUCUGGAGUGCACUCUAUACCUAGUACCUCUUCAUUUAUAUCAAUCUUGGCAGCAUUUAGUUUAUUAUGUCAAGAUGAACAACGCUUUUGUCGMUCCGCCCUUUCAACCGUCUGAUUGAACCUCUUAUAAUUCCUUCCCUUCGUACGAGUUGGYMUCAUACGUAGAGAGAGAGUACAAUGGACGCGUUCACUCUUGUUACUCUUUAUAUUUUUGUCGUUAUAUUGGCCAGUUGUACUURAGGUACAUAUAAUUAAGAUGAUUUCCAUUUUUGCUUUUGGAAAUAUUGGGGUUAAAUUGCAAACAUGCGCUAAAUCGUUUUAAUAUGUUGACUCCGUAUGUUAAUAGAUCUCUCACUUUUAAUGAAGUCAUUGAUGGAUUGCCACCUACAUUUCUUUCUAAAAAGUAUUUUCAAGAUUGCCACAAUUGGAUUAUAAAGGCUUUUGACAAAACAUGCUAUGAAAGGAAAACRCUGCUAUUUGAUAUCGCACACGUAGAUUUUCACCUGCUUCUCAACUAAGAAGUGCUUAAUUGAUUUUUUGGAUUUCAAAUCCUUAGUAUUUGCUUAURUUAAUGCUGGUUGUAAGCGGCAGUUAACUCAGGUCUUACAAGAAAUCUUGAAAUGAGGUAUAUGAGGUUGUAAGUGAACCUGUCACGAAGCUAAAAUCGCCACCAAAUUGUAGAGCAGUCAAACAAUCAGCUUAUUYAUUGAUUCUAUUAAUUAAUAGAGUUUCUGUUAUCAUCCACUUUGCCAUAGAUUCAUCCAUCCAGUCCACUUUCCUUGAUUCAUCUAGAAAUCCAUCAAGCAAUUCAUCUAAUCCGUUCUUCACUACUCCAUUCGCCGUCAUCCAUUCAUUCCCACGCAUUUUCCAUUAAUCUUUUUAUCGGUCAUCCAUCCAUAUUCAUCCAUCAAUCGCUUUAUCCAUCAUCUCUACAGUUAUCGGUUUUCAUUCACCUUUUCAUUCUUUUACCCAUCCAUCAUUUGUAUUCAUUCAGUCUCUCGUCCACUUAUCGUCCAUUAUUAAUCUUUCUAUUCAUUGAUACAUCCAUAAUUUGAUCCGUUCACUCWAUCCAUUCAACUGCUUUGUAUUAGGAAUUCAAAUGGUUUCAUAUUUUUAGAUUUUAGAUAUUAAAAUCCGAACUCUUUGCUGCAACUAUAGAAUAUGUYACAGCUUUGAGUUGUAUCAGUCAAACAAAAUUCAUAAACUGAAAGACUAUUUGAAAUGAUUUAAAGCUAAAAUCCCUAUGAGAAAUCCAGAUGGCAGCAAUAUACAAACYGGAAUUAUGUACGUGAUAGUAGGUCAGGAAGAGAAUUUCUUAUCUCUAGAUAGUCAAGAGACUGACCAUUGAUCUUGAUCGAGCUGUUUAAUAGCCACAUAAAGAACUAUUUAUAGAGAACUAGAACAAACACAAGCGAAGAUUGUUCAACCAAAAGCAAGCUCAUCRUAGGCUAUCAAUGAAUUUAUAAAACUCCUUGAUUUUUCCGUCUUUGCUUUUUAACUUUUCUUUUCUUGUUUUUAUCUAAUCGCACCGUGCACCUGUCCAUAAGGUUGCGUUCAGUUAGUGACAUCCGUAAUCUGUUCAAUCAGUUAAAGAAAGCUAUUUCUACUGUAGCAAACAAAGUAUUUAUCUUAAUCCAUAAACUGUUGCAGUGUUUUUUUAUUUAAUAACUUUCCUAGUGUCAAUAAUACGGUUAUAUACUAAGUACAUGUAUGUAUAGAGAAAAGAUACCGGAGUAGACAACAACCGCAAGAAGUUAUUCCAAAUGAAGUUGUAGUGGCGAGGAAAUCAUCAUUAGUUCAUGUUGGUGCAAAGAUGUGACUCUAAAAGCUGAACCUCGCUAGAGACAAGCACUGAUCCGUUCAAAGCAUGAAUAACUCAACUGUUGGAGAAGUCCUGAUGCCUUUACCAGAAGUAAUUGCAUGGUGCAUUGCUUAUGUCACGGUGGACCUUCUUAUCGUCAUUGGUAAUGCGUUAACACUUGUUGUUUUCCAUACCAACAAACGGCUACUGCGCAUGCGUGCUAACUAUUUCCUGGUUAACCUGGCAGUGGCUGACUUGCUUGUUGGUAUUAUUGCUGUACCGUUCUUCACCUAUUACCUGGGUUUGUCCAGUCAACGUGGUAACGAAGUUUGGGGAAGAUUUCCAUAUCUUGUUGCUAAAGUCCUGGAUAUCUUUAUAGGAUGUGCGUCGAUAUUUACACUAACUAUCAUCGCUAUUGAAAGGGUGUUCUCRGUGUGUUUUCCUCAUGUUCACCGAGGUAUUGGUCGUAAAGCGUACUACUAUAUGAUCGGAUCAGUKUGGAUCUUGUCCUUUUUAAUGGCAGUACUGCGAUUCUUGUUCAUGAACAAGUUAAUCGAGUUUAAAGUCUUCUUUUAUUUUUUGAUUGUUGCGUUCAGCGCUUCUUUGAUAAUAAUYUGCAUAAGUUAUCCUGUCAUUGGAAUACGAAUGAAAUUUCGAUUUGCUAACGUAGACCACCACAGGAAGACCAACGACCAUGACCGACGUCUUGCUCUCAUGCUUUUCAUCGUUACAACAGUGUUCAUCUUCACUUGGCUGCCGUUCCACGUCCUCAACUUUGUGUCGUUCUUCUGCGUGUCAUGUAGGAGRAUUCCUAAUGAAUUGGUGUACAUUAUUAAGCUGCUCCACUAUAUUAAUUCCUGUGUAAAUCCUAUUAUCUACUCGUAUCUCGUACCUGAGUUCAGGCGAACUGUCCUAAAGAUAUUCGCACGCAAAAACAGUCCACGACGACAAUAUGCAACAACUCUAACAUGAACCUAAAAGAUGCUAUGUUCCAUCUKUAUUAACAAUAUGGUUGUCCGUGUUAAACCUUAAUUACGGUCAACUUGUUGUAUGGUUUACAUGGUGAAGUUGUUAGUAUGAUUAUACUGGUAAUACCUCCCCUGAUCUUGUACAAUGAAACCAGUAUUAGAUAAUGAAAAAUAUAUUCAUGGUGCGUGUUAUACGAACUAGUCAACAGGGUCAAAAAGUUUAGUAAUCUUUCAAGAAGUACUUAAAACAUGCCAUCACGUGCAAAACACUAUGCAUUGCGGCACACUAUUAAAUACCGGUCGAAACAAGUGACAUUUAUUUCGAACUGUGCGAGCAGGUAUAACAGACAGUAUCGCACGGAUAUGAUCUGUAUGUAAAAAGCAACAGAUAUGAAGUGAUUGUUAGUUAUUUAGAGGGUUUGUUGGGUAUUGCUCGUGAUUUAGUAAAUAGCACUCGUAUCAGUGUAUAAUAUAAAUACCAUGCAACCAUAACCCAUGCAAGGUUGGACGAACCAUGGUAUUGCAUGGUUGUGUGGCUACAAUAACUCUUAGUGUAAUGAAGUGUCAACAUGCUUCUAAGUGGAUGGCAACUAGACUUUGUAAUAUAUGUGGAUGUACUCAAUGACCGAAAUAAAACGCAUCAGGAAUCUGUCGGUGAACAUUUUUUUAAUAAAAUGCAUCCCCCUGAC